CGACCUCUCGCGAUACAAUCGAAAGCUUGGAACGCAACGACGGGAUCGCGGCUUACAGACACCCGAAACUCCCAUUUUACUCCUCCUUCCACUCCUCUCCUACCCUAAACCAUCGAGGAAGCUCUAAAGCCGUUCCCAGACAAGCCCUUAGUGAUUGAAAACCUCAGGAUUUCGAAGUCAUUUUAAAGCGUUAACUCUUAAAGCAGAGGGAGAUACAAGAUUUAGCAUAGUGGUAAGAAGGUAAAAAUUUUUCACAUAUCUUCCACACAACUUGGUGUGCUGAACUACCCCUGAAGAUGUUGGCUGGGGUUAAGCUUAUUCCACGAGAGGAACUUUCUGAGCACCAGGAGGAUGAUUUGAGCACAGACAAGAGGAGGAGGAUAAGGAGGAAGAAGAAGCACCGCCACAAUAGUUCUGAUGAGGAUGAGGGUAUAGUGAGGGAUGAUCGGUAUGCAGGAAAGAAUAAGAAGAAGAUGAGGAGUGGGAGUUGGAGUUGCUCGGAUGCUGAUUCUGAUUCCCUUGAGGGGGUAACUGGUAGUUUUUCUGAUAAAGGGGAUAAAAGCUCCAAAAGUAGAAAUAAGAGGCGUUCUGGACAUGGGAAGGAUGGUAGAAAAAAAAGGGAUAGGGUUGGUAGAAAAAAUGGGAACAAAAGUGGUGUUGAGGAUGAGACGAAAGAUGGUGUGAUAGAUCGUGACAAUUUGAUUUUGAGAAAGGAGAUGGGGCUUGAGUGGAUGCUUCAGACUGGCAAUAGUUUGCAUGGUAAUUCAAUACCGGCUAAAAUUGAGCAGGAGGAUCACCAGGUUGAGGAGGGAAAGAAAGUGAAUCCAAAAGAGCUAAAUCCGUAUCUCCAUGAUAAUGGAAGUGGGUAUCCCAAUGAUGCAUUAGACUCAACUACUGGCUCCAGCCAACUUCUUUCUUCUUCACUUGUUGGUGAUGGUGGUGCAAGUUGGCGACUAAAAGCCUUGAAGCGAGCAAAAGAGCAAGCUGCUCGUGAAGGACUAUCACUACAAGAGGUAGUUGGAGAGCGAUGGAGCUCAUUGCAGGAGCUAGCUACAUCUGUGGCAGUUCAUCGUUCUGCACCUGCUCAUUCACAUUUGCAUGCCAUAAAGGAAAGAAGGAAAGUACAAACUAAUAUAGAAGAAACCCAAGGUGAACAUUUAAAUAACAAUGAUUAUGUACAGGAUUUGUCUUCUAAGCAUCUUGAUAUGAAGAAGCCAAAACAGGACAAUUUUCAGUGGAGAAGUAAACAUUUUAAGAGGAUCUGUUUAGAGGAUAGUUCUGAGGCUAUAUCUUGCAUAAAUAAGUUUUCUAAUGACGGUAGCUUUAUGAAUAGUUUUAUUAAUCAGCAAAAUAAGUAUUCCAAUGUCCGUGAACAUUCUUUUCUUGGAACUAAAGAGAUAAACAAUGUCAAUGAGAACGAUUUAGCUUCUGAAAGUACAGAUUUGGGUGAAGCGCUUUCAACUAAAAUACAGUCUGUAAGUUCCAAUCAGCUAGCAGCAAAAGUGUUACAGCUUAGAAUGAAAGGAAAGCAGGAGGAGGCUGAGAAGCUUUCCAUGCAAAUGGGUCUAUUGGUAGAGAAUUCAAAUGGAAUACCCAAGGCUACACGACAAGAAAUUGGAGGUAGGACUAACAGGUUUAUUGAGAAACAGCUAUCCAGUGAAAGGAAGAAACCUGAAGAUGAUGGUGAUAAGCAUCUUGCCCAGAAAAUAAUGCAAAAUAGAAGAUAUAGCUUGCCUGGAAGUGUGGAAGAUGAGUAUGAUUCAUAUGAGGGAGCUCCGAGCAGAAAACACAGUAAGAAAAGAGAUUUUACACAUGAAGAUAAAAGAAGCUUACCAAAACGAAUAUUAACUCAGAAAGAGCGCUGUCAGUUUUGUUUUGAGAAUCCAUCCAGACCAAAACAUCUCGUUAUAUCAAUAGGAAAUCUCACUUACAUGAUGCUUCCGCCUUGGGAACCCGUUUUACAAGGCCAUUGCUGCAUUCUGCCAUUGCAGCAUGAAUCAGCUACCAGAAACAUUGACAAAAAUGUCUGGGAUGAAAUUCGAAACUUUAAGAAGUGUCUCUUGAAAAUGUUCUCAAGGCAAGACAAGGAUGCUGUCUUUCUUGAGACUGUUAUUGGAUUGUCUAGGCAACGUCGACAUUGCUUAAUUGAGUGCAUACCUAUUCCUUCUCACAUUGCAAAGCAAGCUCCAUUGUAUUUCAAAAAGGCUAUUGAUGAGGCUGAGGAUGAGUGGGGACAGCAUGACAUGAAAAAGGUGAUACCAACUAGUGGCAACCUGCGGAAUGUUAUUCCAGAGAACUUUGCCUACUUCCACGUUGAGUUUGGGCUGGACAGAGGUUUUGUUCAUGUCAUUGAUGAUGAUAGCAACUUUCCAAGUAGCUUUGGCUUGAAUGUCGUCCGAGGCAUGCUACGCCUACCUGUGGAGACGAUGCAUCAUCAUCUGCGGCGAGAAGCGGUUGAGAAGCAAAAACAAGCUGUUGCCUCCUUUAUCCAGGAAUGGGAACCCUUUGAUUGGACUAGAGAGCUUGAUUGAUUCGGAGAGUUUAUUCCCUGGCUUGUGGUUUCUGAAAUCUCUGAGCCAACCUGCAGGUUUAGAUGUACUUUGUAACAUAUGCAGUGUCAUUUGUGGUCAACUUAAAAAUGUCGUGGUUCAUUGUUUUCGUUUACAUUUAGAUAUCUACUGAGGAAUAUCGGUCGUAGAGUUACUGUUUUAGUUUUUUUUUUUUUUUUCUUUUAUUGCAGUUAUGGUAUUUAGUUAAGUAGAUAAUGUUAUUUGUAUUGUCAUUUUUCUCAUGU
Messenger RNA from Phalaenopsis equestris, 2794 nucleotides. RefSeq names its product CWF19-like protein 2. Gene Ontology annotation, cellular component: post-mRNA release spliceosomal complex. NCBI's taxonomy places the organism in Eukaryota, Viridiplantae, Streptophyta, Magnoliopsida, Asparagales, Orchidaceae. The transcript is spliced from 11 exons. The record is from RefSeq and is a predicted model, not a curated record. Bases 297 to 2531 code for a protein of 744 amino acids. Gene Ontology annotation, biological process: mRNA splicing, via spliceosome.